Molecule: messenger RNA, 390 nt
Organism: Pelobates cultripes (western spadefoot toad)
Lineage: Eukaryota; Metazoa; Chordata; Amphibia; Anura; Pelobatidae
Source: the annotation of a GenBank genome assembly
AUGAGGCAGGGUCCACAGCAUGGAAGCACAAGGGGAGAAAGGGCGCACCCCCGGAACCCCACCCGCAAGAAGGGUAACCCAGUAACCUGGAACUGCACAAAGGCCACGCACAGCCCGCACAAAACGACUGAAACACAAGAGACACUCAAGGCACAGCUCCAAAGGCGGCCUUACAGAUGUGCAGAGACCCGACCUAAACUCCAGAGGGGCCCAGACUGGACGAGAGGACAGCAGAAGGAAAAGCAUAAAAUGGCUGCCAUGAAACUUCCAUACCAGGAAGGCAAUGACAGUCGACCACACCAAAAAAUAUGCAACACAGCCAAGACCCUGCGCUGCCUGCAAGGUGAACCUGCCCUCUACAGGGGCGCCCUUACUCACCACACGACCUGA